Neurospora crassa OR74A is the source of this 2030-nucleotide messenger RNA. RefSeq lists its product as hypothetical. NCBI's taxonomy places the organism in Eukaryota, Fungi, Ascomycota, Sordariomycetes, Sordariales, Sordariaceae. Bases 734 to 1939 code for a protein of 401 amino acids. The transcript is spliced from 2 exons. The record is from RefSeq and is a predicted model, not a curated record.
GUACCCUGUAGUUUGGCUAUCUCAACAGCCCAACCGUCCCCAUCUCACAUUUGUUUCUUCUUGACCUUGUUCUGGUUGAUCUAUCACAAGUAUAAUCUUUCUGGAGCUUGCCAUGCCAUGUGUUACCAAUUUCAGGCUGCUCUGCAUCAAUCACUUACUUUUCUGCUAUCAUUCUUACACUUUCAUCGCGUUCAUUAUGUCAGUAUUCACCUAACGGCUUGCCAAUGAGCCAUCUUUGUAUCCCGUUGUCGGGGAAGAAAAAGAAUUUGUGCCAUUUGCACAACAGGGAAGUUUUGUUGCUCAGACACCACACAAUCGGCUGAAUUCUGACUCCUAGCAUGACUGAUUGCCUGAAUCUUUGCUUCUGUUCUGGAUGGUGAGUCAGGAAUCACAACCACGUUCCUAAAAGGCAGAGUACAAAUGGCCCAUCACCCAAGGCCCGUAUCACUCUGUCGGUGAGCAGACUAAAGGCAACAUGAGAAUUAAGAUUAGCCAUCCUGCUCUUAAUUUCUUCGCCACAUGUUUCCCAGCACCAUUUUGUGGAUGUUCGUGAGCAAGGAGCCAUGGCAGGUAGUGAGGAAAUUGAAGGAUGGGCCAAGGUGAGUGAAGGGGCAUAUUUUGCACCGACGAGGAAGGUACGAAGAGUAAUAGGUGCUCGAAUUCCCGAUCACGACUUCUUGGGCGUUCCGAAGGCGCCUUCCGACUCAAAGCUCACUAACCGCAGGAUGUUAACAUGGUCUGGGGCAGUUCAAAUGUUCAUUUUCUGCUGAAAAACCUCCUCUUCUCCAAACCAGGGACAGAGUUUUUCCUCACCCUCAUUGUCCUAACUGACUCGGCCGCUCUUCAAAGCGCACAUCGAAGAGACCGGUAUCCCCCCAUCAGCGUUAAUCAGUAUCUCUAUCAACACGAUCACAAAUUAUUUCUUACCAUGAAAAAGCAGCUUUACUUCCCUUCCAUCCCACCUAGCGAAGGCGAGGAGAGCCAGGAGCCGAAUGUGCCCGAAAGUCCCACUCCUAGUACUCCAAGAUGUCCAGUACGCAGGCCACCUACAGUCUGGCACCACAACGCUCUUGCCGAACUCGCCCACGACCUCAGAGACACAAUUCUGGUCGCCCUCGACUUUGAAAUGAUCGAUCACCCAAGACACCAAAAAGUUCUGUCAGCAUCCCAAAGAAUGUCCGAGCUCGGAAUUGCCGUCUACGACCCCCGAGAUGCCGCCGCCUCCGCCACGUAUACCAUCGAAGAAAGACUCCAAAAGAUUCACAUCCGUCAUUAUAUUGCCUCCCGCUGGCGCAAAGUCACCCCCUUGACAUGCGACGCCUUCAUGCACACGACCUGGCCCGGCAAAGGCGGAAAGAUAGUCGAGCACGUCGCUCAUCCCUACGACGGCGUCUUCGCCCGCUCCCGCAUCCGACCUGCUCGCGCCAUCCGCGAUCAGCUGCAGGAUAUUCUCAACCGUCUCCCCACACGUUGUCUGACCGCUGAAGAAGUCGCCCACGGCCAGCGCAGACCCGUUAUUCUCUUCUUCUGGGACGCCAGGUUGGAGAUCAAAAUCAUGACGCAGUGGAGGAUCCGGCUUCCUGCGUACCCUGACCCGGAAAAGAUAAAGAUUGUAAUGUGGGAUCUGCAAAAGUGGCAUAACCUCCAGCAGGCCAGGCGGAACGCGGAGACGAGCGAUUCCGCAUACAAUCUGUUGAAACCCCUGGGGGUCCUGGCGUGUGGGCAUAAUGCGGGGAACGAUGUGUUUGCGAUACUGGCGGCGUUUCUGUACUUGCUUUAUAGCGAGGAGGCGGUUUGGAGUCGGUAUAUGAAGGACUUCACGUGGUUUUCGGAGGAGUAUAUGGUGAAGCUGGAUUGGGUGGAUUCGGAGAUUGCCGAGUACAAUGAGAGGCUGGAUCCGAACUGGGAUGUUGGGUCGUGCCUGGGAUGUUUCUUUUGAGUGUUAUAUCCUCGCUGGCUUGGAAAGCAUUUACUUGCAGGUUGGCAGUGAUGGGUAGACAUCGGCAUGUGAGCGACGGAGGACUGGUGUU